This is a messenger RNA of Dermacentor albipictus, 2762 nucleotides long. RefSeq lists its product as uncharacterized. The record is from RefSeq and is a predicted model, not a curated record. NCBI's taxonomy places the organism in Eukaryota, Metazoa, Arthropoda, Arachnida, Ixodida, Ixodidae. Gene Ontology annotation, molecular function: zinc ion binding.
UUAGCAUGAAAUUUGGCAAUCUUUUUUAACAGUAACAGAAGAACAGGAACACAGCAUACAAGUUAUUGUAAAGUAAAAAAAAAAUAUGUAGCUGAAGAGAAGUCAUACGGAAAGCAAAGUUACUGCUAUCACUGACACGUGCAAUGAAAUGAAAAAAAAAAGGAAUAUAUCAUGAUACUGUACACUUUCCAUGUGGAAAUCUUUUCUGGAAAAGUUAUACUUUUCAAUGGCUGCAAAACUCUGCUUUAACAGAGAAAUGGAAAUAGCAGAUAACGAGAUAUGCUGAAAACAAAAUGCUAAUAAAAAAAUGCAUACUUGAACUGGUGUUUCAGAUUCUCUAUGCAAAGGAGGAGCACAAACUGGAGACGGCCAUUGCAGAGCUUCAGUCCUUGCCUCAUAUGCCCUAUGUUCAGAGAGUGAACACGUUUCUUUUGCGCCAAUGUGAGUGGGUGCUCUUGUAUCGUACUGGUGUGCUAACAAGAGGCCAAAACACAACUAUUCGGAGGCUUCUGUCCGUAUUCUAAAGGACAUCAUCCUAAACAGAACAAAAGCCUACAAUGCAGUAGCUUUAAUUGAAUUUGUGAUUAGUAUUUGGGAGAAAUAUUUCAAAACACGGCUGCUGCGCCACGCACACAAUCGGGAACCUACCCACCGAAUUGGCUAAGAGCACCUUCUGCAAGAAAUGCCGGAAUCCCCCCCAAAAUCAAUUCUAAAAGUAGAACAAAAUUGCUACCAUGUUCCGAAUUCUUCUGGAACUGGGACAUAUGAGGUAUGGGCGGACAUUGGGCUAUGCAGCUGCAGGGCAGGGAACCAGGGUGCUUUCUGUAAGCACCAGGCUGCUGUGCAACAAGCCUUUGGUGGUGCUUUCCCGAACAGCCCAGAGCUGACAGUAGGAGACCGCACAGAGCUUGGCCAGCUUGCCCUCGGAAAGCGUUGUCCAGCAGCAGGCUUUUUCAUGCCUUUGACUGCACAUGCCCUCACCUUGGCACCCUCAUCUGUGUGCGAAGCAGGACCAUCGACUUCGCACAAAGACGUAGGGCAGGAGACGCAGACAAUCUCCACAGCGCCAGAGGUGCAAGGAGAGAUGGCUGACUUGGGCCAAAUACAUCUGGACCACAAAAAAGAGUGUGCUGCAUUCAAUGAAGCAUACCAGCGCGCCCAUGGACUUGGUGAAUGCAUUCCUCAGUAUGCUGCUGUUAUCAAGUCCAUAACAGAAGACCUGUUAAAGUUGAACACCAGCAGCGCUGUGUUUGCAUACAUGUUGAAGCAAAAGGCCAUGGGAAGGGCUAUCAGGCACGGUAACAAAAUUAAGGUACAACCAACAAGCUUGGCAAGGCGCCGACCUGGCCUACCGAGAGGUUCGGGACGCGUUCCUGUCGGCCGACCAAGAACAGCUGGAAAAAGGAAAACAAAACGUGGACAUGUGCUCAGCCAAAGUGUGCGGGAUGAUGUACCUGGGGCCAAAUGCCAUUAAGAACUCAAACUUUAUGGAGACCUCACAGUUGACCCACUAAAUAUGUCUCAGCAUGCUUAAGGACAGUGAAUACGUUGAACACACAUCAUCUGUCAUCGAAAAUGCCCAUUUUCGGCCUGCACUAGGAUGAUUUUUAAGCAGUAAUUGUAGCUCACAAAGUCUGAUUGCAGUGGUUACUAAUGCUAACGUGCCCCUUUCCUUUUGCAGUUUGUUAUUUUUAUGAAAUUGCAUAGCCAGCUGCUCCUGAACCCUAUAUCAAUUGUCUGUCCCUUCUUGAGGUGGUUUAAAUACUUCAUGCAGCAUCCGCACAUUACCAAGAGUCCACCUCUAGUUCUGUUGCCUUCAUAGUGCCAUUGCUUCAAGCGACUUUUCAAGGAUGAUAUUGCUAUUUGUAUCGAAAUCUAGCACUAAUAUUGUAAGACUGAGACUAACCAAGCUGUCAAGUGCUUUUUAUUCCAAAAAGGAAAUGCCCCAGCUCAUGCGUGAAGAAGUAGAACAGGGAAGAUGAUGAUGGCUAUGUACAAAUUAAAACGACGAAGUAUGUUAAUAGUGCUUACAAUAUCUAGGUUUGCAAGUAAAAAGAUGUUUACUGAACAUGGGCCAUGAAUGCAGAAAGGUCCGUAGCGAUGAGCACUGGUUCAGGUCGAGCACUGUCUCGUGCUCUGCAUUGGCGAUCCUGCUUGCACUUCAGCUGUCCUCCACUCCUUCAUUUUGUGUGUAAAAACCACCAGUGCUGUGGUUAUAGUGAGCUGUAGGGCUAGCUUUUGUUUAUCAGGCAGGGCUUCUUGAUUGGUAGCAGUAAGGUACAGCCCAAAGCAUUGUAUGAAUAGCAUCCGUUCAGCUUGCAAGUUGCCAGCCUUGCGCAUAAGUUGUGCUUCAAGCAUUGAUGCCACAUGGUGGCCCUCGGUUGCUCACACCUCAGUAAAUUGUGAUUGGCAGUGUUACACUGGCGCUCUUCGUAAAUUUUGUUACUUUGGUCACAGGAACAUUUCUAGCUCUGUUUGUGUCGUUCUCAACCUAGUGUGAAUAGAGUGUGAAUUUUUUAAAUAUUUAAUUCUGGGUUUUAAAUGCCAAAACCAUGAUUUCAUCAUGAAGCACGCCAUUUUAAUUUUUUUUGUAGCGUUAGUCCUGUGUUGAUUAGAUAUGCGACCAGCACCAAUACACGCCAUGAUGCAACAUCAAGACAUGCCUUGAUGCCACAGAAAUGCAUAAUAGAGGUAGACGGUGCACUGCAUGAAAAAGGUAACCAUGGAAGAGACGUAAGAUGAGCUGAACAAAAUGCUAUCUU